GUGUCCAGUUGGCCACUGUACUUCCUGUUUAUUUCAGAGGAGAGGAACCAACGCAGGUCAGCAAGUUUAGUUGUCUGUGUCGGCUAUGUGAUACGCCGUAGUCUCAGGUUUUAACCCUCUGAACAUGGCACAAAGUUUGUGUUUUGCCGUACUGCUGCUGCUGUGCAGCGCGGCUCCGCAUGCGGCGGCACCGACUGGAAGCAGCUACCUGCCGGGCACAGGUGAGGAGAAACCCCCGGGUCUUUCCGCCGAUGAGAACUCCGGCAGGUUCUGGCACAUCACUGACCUCCACCUGGACCCCACCUACCACCUGGCCCCGGAUCCUACCAAGGUUUGCUUCUCCUCCAAAGGAGCUCCAGCGACCCAUGCCGGCCUGUACGGGGACUUCCUGUGUGACUCUCCCUACCGCCUCAUCCAGUCGGCCUUCACUCACAUGGCACCGCUCACAAAGCAGCAGGACUUCAUCAUAUGGACUGGUGACAGUCCACCUCAUGUCCCUGUAGAUGAGCUCUCUACGGACAUGGUGAUCCAGGUGAUCAGUAAUAUGACCCAGACCAUCAGACAACACUUCCCCAACCUGACAGUCUAUCCUGCCCUGGGGAACCACGACUACUGGCCACAGGACCAGAUGCCGACCUCCACUAAUGCCAUCUACAAAGCUGCUGCCCAGCUGUGGAAACCCUGGCUCCACACCGAAGCUCUGCUCACACUCUCACAAGGCGGUUUCUACUCCCAGCUGGUAAAGCCUGGUUUGCGGGUGCUGAGUCUCAACACUAUCCUUUACUACGGACCUAAUAAAGUCACAAGUAAUAUGACAGACCCCGCUGGGCAGUUCGAGUGGCUGGAGAAAACUCUGGAGAAAGCUGCACAGAGCCUGGAGAAGGUUUACAUCAUAGCCCAUGUACCAGUGGGGUACCUGCCCUUUGCCAGGAACAUCACUGCUGUUAGAGAGAGCCACAAUGAGCGGCUGGUUGCCAUCUUCCGGGAUUACAGUCAUGUCAUUGCGGGUCAUUUCUAUGGCCACACCCACCGUGACAGCGUCAUGGUGCUGUUGGACCAGAAAGGUAAACCGCUGAAUUCUCUUUUUGUGUCACCGGCUGUUACACCAAUCAAACAUGUUUUGGAGCCGUACUCUAACAACCCAGCUUUCCGCAUGUACUUGUACAACACCAAGGACUACGCUCUGUUGGAUAUCUGGCAGUACUAUUUGAAUCUGACGGAAGCCAAUGAACAACAAAGAUCUGACUGGAGGCUUGAAUAUAUCAUGACUGAGGCGUUUGGACUGACUGACCUUCAGCCGCAAAGCCUGCUCCAGCUGGGCCUGAGCUUCAGGCUGCCGCAGAACAAAGCCUUUGACGAGUAUUUCAGGAACUACAUGGUCGGCUACAACAGCAGUAUCGUCUGUAAAGGAGACUGUAAGGUCAGCCAGGUGUGUGCUGUGCUCUACCUGGAUCAGCUGUCCUACUCCAAAUGUGUCGCAGAGGGAGAAUGGUAGCAAGGUGGAUCAAAAUGAAAGAUUCUCAAGGGAUUUGUCUCAGGAGUUGCAUUUAGUUUUUGAUUUUUAAAAUGAUUUUUUUAAAUUAUGCAUGUAUUUUUUUUAUUUUUUUUUUACUAAAUGAUGGAGUCAUGAUGAACAGUAUGCCACGCACUGCUUCUGCUUCUCCCAAAUAUUAAUCCAACUAUUUUACAUUUUUUUCCAAGCUGGUUCUUCAUCAGGUGAUAUUUGAUUGAAGACAUUACUUUUUGGAAUCAAGUUAUCCACUGUGGUUGCAGUCCAGAAUACAUGCUGAACAACUCCAAAGUGAAUUAGCAGUUGAAUAUAGUGAAAAGAAAUAUACUUAUAUACUCUACUUAAUAAUACAUAAAAUGAUAGAUAUCUUGAGUAUAUUGAGUUGCAGACCUCAAAGUAUCAAAAGCCCCUCUCCUAACUCGUCUGCUUCACACGUUUUUCGGGAGAAUGCUAGCGUGCGGGAAUGUGGAAUAAAUUGAAGGAUUCUUCAGGGAUUUGUUUUUGAGAGUCAUGUUUAUAUUUUUGAAAUGAUAUAUCUUGAAACUUGAAUGAGGUCAUGAAAAUGGCAAUUCCACGCACUGCUUCUGCUGCUCUCAAAUAUUUAUCUGGGGUCAGAAAAAAGGAAGAAAGUAAACAACGAUUUACAUUUUUUUACAUUCCAUAGUAAAAAGGUCAUUAAAAGUAGACAAAUAAACGUAUAAUAAUAAACUUCUGAAGUCUUUAAAAAAAAAUUAUAGAUACUGUAUCUUGAUGAUAUCGAAGUGCAGCCCCCCUUUCCCCAGUCUUCCUCUAAUUCCUCUGCCUCCCAGUUUUGAGUGGCGUAGACUUCAUAAGGGAAAACCAAUGAUGGCUUUUAGCUGGCCAUCUUCUUAAAAAGAGUCAGGGUAGGUUAAUCUGAUGUCUGCUCCUCUGUCCAUCACACAGGUUUAUUCCCUCUGUCUUUACUUCUUGCACUAAUGGAUUAUUCCUAAUCUCUGGAAUGAUCUAAUUGCCGCUAAAAGUGGACCAUCACUCGAGCUAAUGGUGCUGAUUAAUCAUGAAUACUGAGCAGUAUGUUACGUCAGAGUAAAAUGGCAAUUGGAGGAUUUUUAUCUUCAGCCGUCUCUUACAUUUCAGGGUGAAACAACAUACUUGAGCGGGGUUUAGUCACAAGAAGGAUUUAAGUCAGAUCCUUUAGAUUUGAUUGGAUCGCUCAAAGGUGUGAAGAUCUCAGCGAAUGCAGGGCGAUGCAGAGAAUAUAUAUAGAUGUGUAUAGAGCGCAUAUUUGGCCGCAGAUAACUGAUCACUUAACAUAGGGACGCAGGUUUAUAACUGUUUCACUGUGCCUUGAAAGUUUCCUCUGCCUCAGCAACUGUCUGCAUUACUUUGGACAUUCUGCAAUAAUGCGUGCACCAACAGUUAAUCACUUCAUUGGAACACGUUUGUUAAAUAUCUAAUUCCAACAGGACUCUCAAGUAUGAAAUGUGUUCAGUGAAAUGUACCAGAAAUACCUUUUUACAAGUGUAAAAUGUAAUGACAAUCGACGGCAAUUUUGUGUUACAAAUGAAACUGAAAUUGUGAGACGCUACCGGUGCUGUUGCACGGACAUGGUGCAAUUAAUCAUGUUACAUAUCACAGGGAGAGAGUGGGUUUUAAUUUUGCCGUUUAUUUCUCUACUAAAUAUAGAUCUUUAUUCGAAGAAUGUGUUCAAUCCACCUUGUCUGUUUCUUAGGCAGGUUAUCCGAGCACGUGUUGCCUUCGUGCGUUACAGAUUAUAAAAAGGAAACUUGACUGCAGGGCUAUAAGAGUUUGCUAACUUAAAAGCCACAGUUAAACUUGUGGAGGCUUGUUUGUCUCUCCAGGGGAGGCAAAAGGAACAGCGACUAACCUCAUGUGACCCUUCCCCUUCAAUUUCAACCCCCUCCUGCCAGCGCUCCCCCGAUCUUAUUCUUCUCCUGUCCAAACUCUCCAGAAACAGCUCUCGUUUCUCAGCCACCACUCCAAGCAUUUGCCUCGCUCCUCCUCCCCUCAACCCUCCGACUCUUUUGUCCUUUUGCCUCCCUCCCCAAAAGGUUGAUUACACCCCUGUUGAAGCCUCACCAGCAUCUUUUUUUUUUUUUUUUUCAUGUUAAAACGCAUCGACCGAGAUCACCAAAAGUUGGGAUGCAACAUAAAUAAGCCAAAUGAUAUCCAUAUUUUGCUUAAAUUAGAUUUCAGCACCGACACAAGCUCUUGGCAGAAAUGUUUGCUAGAGCAGUGGUUCCCAACCUUGGGGGUACCCAAGGGGUUUCAAGAUAAAUCUUAGGGGCCGUGAGAUGGCUAAUACGACACAAAAGCAAGAAAAACACGUUUAGCAUACAUAAUUUAUCUUUAGAGUUCUUUCUCAUCUUCACUUAAUUUGUUGUGAAUUACUGAACGUUUUUGUCUCUUCAGAGGCCCAAAAGUUAUUCAAAUAAACCAAACAUGAAGGGAGGAAUUACCUUUUCGUUAAGGUGGUCUCAGCCCGGAGGUAUAACGAACACGUGCCGGGGGUAUUAAGAAAGCAUAACCCCUUUUUCAAGGGGUCACUACCCAAACAAGGGAACCACUGUCCUGUAGAAGAAGUGAUAUUCACAAAACUGAAGACUGAAAUCCAAAACCAGAGAAAGCUGUGCUGAAUAAUAAUAGUGAAAUGGUUUUAAAAUUUUUUGGCGUUUACAUUACCUGAGAAGUUUUUAAACUCCUCAGAUUCAUUAAAAGUGUAAUGAUGAUUUAGAUAUGCUUCGACAGGUGUGUCAUAUUAUUCAAAACUUCAGAUGGAGUUUAGAAACAGUUCCCUUCAGGGCCUUGAGGAAUGAAUCUGUACUCUGUAUGUGUGCUUGUGUUUUUUUUAAAAUCUUU
Molecule: messenger RNA, 4369 nt
Organism: Xiphias gladius (swordfish)
Lineage: Eukaryota; Metazoa; Chordata; Actinopteri; Istiophoriformes; Xiphiidae
Gene: smpdl3a
Product: sphingomyelin phosphodiesterase acid like 3A
Exons: 8
Coding region: 125-1495 (456 amino acids)
Biological process (GO): sphingomyelin catabolic process
Molecular function (GO): sphingomyelin phosphodiesterase activity
Source: RefSeq, a predicted model, not a curated record